AGGGAUCUCAUCAUAUUUCCAACGUCCACAGCGGGUUCCCGUCCCCGUGAACUGUGAGACUAUGGUCUCUUAGUCCCAGGACACCUCCUCCCGCCCCGAACUCGCACAGUCCAAACACUUAACGAUCAAUGGAAGUUAUAGAACUGCGCUCCGCUCACUUGAGCAAUGCAGAAGUCCUCCAAUUCCUCAAGGAGGUUCAACAAGACCAGGUCCCACCGAGCGUGCCAGCACGGUUUGGGUUUGCGCAGGAGGAUCCGCUGGAUGAUUUACGGUCUGUCGAGAAGGAGACAAUAGCCUACCUCGAAGGCACCCCCGCCUCCAGCCAAACCGAACCCGAGAUCGCAGCCUUCAUGCAAGCGCUCCGGAGUUACGACCUGACCAAAGCCGAGAAAUUGAUGCUACUGAACGUGCGGCCGAAAUCUACGGCUGAGUUGAACGCUCUUAUCGAGUGCAUCGAAGACCGGUUCUCGGAUGACCAGCAGGAGGCUAUGGUUGCGGUUGUGCAUGAGCUGUUGCCGUAUGAGGAGCCGGAGGCUGAGGGGGCGGGCGAGGAGAUGGAGGGGGUUGAGGGGGCGGAUGGGGACAUUGCGGAUAUGGAGAGGUGA
Molecule: messenger RNA, 605 nt
Organism: Fimicolochytrium jonesii
Lineage: Eukaryota; Fungi; Chytridiomycota; Chytridiomycetes; Spizellomycetales; Powellomycetaceae
Product: RNA polymerase Rpb4-domain-containing protein
Exons: 4
Coding region: 129-605 (158 amino acids)
Biological process (GO): transcription initiation at RNA polymerase III promoter
Cellular component (GO): RNA polymerase III complex
Molecular function (GO): nucleotide binding
Source: RefSeq, a predicted model, not a curated record